This is a messenger RNA of Haliotis rubra (blacklip abalone), 1905 nucleotides long. RefSeq lists its product as uncharacterized. The transcript is spliced from 5 exons. Bases 497 to 1483 code for a protein of 328 amino acids. The record is from RefSeq and is a predicted model, not a curated record. Lineage: Eukaryota; Metazoa; Mollusca; Gastropoda; Lepetellida; Haliotidae.
GAGAGCCUUUCAUACACAAGCCAGUGCCUUCUCACAUAACACAGUUGACUUCAUAAUGUAUGACAUUCACGCAGUGGUCAUCUAAUAUACUAUGAAAUGAAAACGUCGCCCAUUAUGCCUCGAUACGUUGCAUACUGACGAUUGCAAUAUCCUGAUAGUUAAUUGGUAACGUUUUAAUUGAACAAUGACAGUUGUAACACCUGUUGGGGGCAUUAAUGUUUCCCGUUCUCCAGCCGCUUACUGGGCAAGCUACAAACCAGCAGAUUCCGCCGUUCCCCGGAAUAUUAUUCCAUCUUUGAAAUCGGUAUGGUAGGUUUCUCUGGCAAAAUAAUGCCAUCUUAGAAUUACCUUCAGUAGAAAUAUGUUCAACCCAUUGAGUGGUACGGUAAGGACAGUUGGUUGACAAUGCCGUGGCGGUUCUUAGGAAAACCUUAUAGUUGUAGGUUAACAAUUGGGUGUGAAGUACGGGUGACGAAGUGAUCAGCUGACGACCGCCAUGGAAGAAAGGAACAGCGUGGAAGCCAGCAGAAGGAUACGAAAACGGAAGCCUAUUGUUGUCUCGACCGGCAUGGAAGAAGGAAACAGCGUAGAAGAAAGGAACUAUGUGGAUGCCAGAUGCAGGCUCUUUGCUCCAUUCCGUCACCUUGAGAAAAUGGGAUACAGGUUAAGACUCUUGGAGAACGAGUCACUUGCUGUUGUACACGUCCCCGGUCUUUCUGACGACGCCUUUGAUGUCGACGGGAACUGCCACGUGUGGAGUAUAGCGAAGAUAAUAAGUGCAGCUGUUCAUUUUGCACACAAUUAUCCCUUGGACAGUUCGGAACGCUUCUUCCUGGACUUUGGUAUACUUAGCGAUGGAUUGCUCACCUUCAUGGCUUCUUCGUCCUUCGAAUUUGACAAGUCUUUGUAUGACCCUCUUGUGUCAAAAUGGCCGCUCAAGAUCAAUGUACAGCUCGGAUACAUCGGGAAGUCUUCGACCAAUUUUGUCAGUAAUAUUGUUGAACCAUCAUCUGGGAAAAUACUGGUGAGAAAUACCAUCCAACUGGUUGCCAUUGACAAAGAAACGCGGAAACCGACGCCAUUCCCACCAUGGUGGAAGGAGAAACACGGCGAGAAGGCUGUCAGGAAGGAACCACUGAUUGUCCAGAAGCUCUCCAAACCUGACAACGCCCACACGUACACCUUGCGUGUGUCGUGGAGCGAAACAGACAUGUACAAGCAUGUCAACUGGGCGUCGUAUGUGGUGUACUCCAUCAAUGCUCUCCACCACGGGAUCAAGGAGGGAGUGUUGAGAGGCGUGAGCAAGGAGGUGGUCAGGAAUGGAGUGCAAAAGAUGCAGAUGGCUUACUUUGGUGAAUGCGUGGAAGGGGACCAGCUGACUGUUUACUUCUGGGAGGUGGAGGACCAGCCUAGGACUGUGUAUUUUGACAUAGAAAAGGAUGGAACGUCUGUCUUUCAAAACACAUUAACAUAUCAUCAGUAGGAAUGAUUGCUGAAUUAUACAGACACAUUAUUCAACUGGUAUUCAUUAUGUCAGUGCAAGAACAUGGCGGAACAAAAUGGCCGACAGCACAUGGCCACCUUGCUGGAAAAAGGACAAGGGUUAAUAUAUAACAUGAAAACAAAGCAAUCAUGUGUCGAUGUGUAUGUGUGUUAUGUAUUGUAAAUUAGAAUAACUAGAAAGAGAUAACUCUGCGCAACUUCCGCCGUCAACCUCUAGGGGAGAUCACUCUCCUGAGGGAGGUAACACUGCUCACGGUGGUUGCAUACUUCAACUUACAAAAGUAACGGAGUCAAACCUCAGGGUUCAGAGUCACCUGCUGAGCGAGUACCGUAUGUAAACAUCUGAAGAGAUAGAGACAUGUGACAGCUGUGAUUGGAUGAAAAUAGUGUAACAUUUUUAUG